UGGCAAUUUUAAGCAGAGUUUAAUUCCAACUCAAAUGCUCGUAUAUUUUUCGCUACUUUACCAUACACUAGUUAUUAACCUCAAGUUGUGGUCGCUUGUAGACACAAAUUCUUGGAAAGCCGCAAUUACUACUCUUAACUCGCUUUAAAAGCCAGAACAAGUUUAGUCAUCCUUGUAUACACACGCUUACCGCCUGGCAUACUGAGAAAAAUCCGCUUAAAAUGCAGAUUUUCUUUUUAACCGGCAUUAUUCUUUUACUUGUCGUGCUCUUUUCGAGUUUGGUGAUGGACUGUUAUGUGUACCAAAGCUGCCUAACUAAACGAAACCGGCUUGGCUCUUAUGUGACGCGCGAUGUGUAUCGUCAGAUGGCGAAGGAGUCACAAGACAUAUGUUUAGGUGCCUGUAAUUACAACAAAACUACACAACUGAUUUGUUGUGCAUAUCGAGAUGUGCCGGCGGACAAAAGAAUAUCGCAAAUUCAAUGUGACAUAAAUCACACGAGAUAUCAGCUAAUAGUGCAUGGCAAACUGGCACAGCGAAAUGAAUUCCCUUUUAUGUUAAUUUUUUUACAGGGCGCCAUUGGUUGGCGUGAUUUGGUUGUGGUCAACAGGAUAACCUACAAAUGUGGCGGCGCUUUAAUCGAUCGAAGAUAUUUGCUGACAGCUGCGCACUGCCUUUUUCAUUCAAAUGAGCCCCCCAUUGUGGUGCGUCCUGGCGGUUUCAACCUAACCGAUGCGCAUGCAAAGGAUUUCGAAAUCGAUGAAAUUUACAUACAUCCUGGUUUUGAAUAUCCGAGCGCCUACAACGAUAUUGCAAUUAUAAGAUUAAAAGAACCAUAUUAUGCCGAGAGUUUCGAAAACACUGGUCCGGCCUGCACUUGGGCACUACCCUUAUUUGCAGCAAAUGUUACAGCUAUCGGCUAUGGAAGCACACGAUUUGCCGGUUUAGCAUCGGACUCUUUAAUGAAGACGAACCUUACCAUUCUGAAUAAUGAAGAAUGCGGUAAAUACUACGAACAAGAUGACGAUUUGCUUUAUCAUGGCAUUAUACAUUCGCAGUUGUGUGCAAACGAUACGGUUGGAAUGAGCGACACCUGCCAGGGCGACUCUGGCGGACCUAUUAUAAUGUACCGUACUGAUGAUGAGAAUGAGGAUUAUUAUUACGAAAUGCCCUACGUGGUUGGCAUUACCUCAUUCGGCAAUGGUUGUGGUUCUAGGGUGCCGGGGGUGUACACACGUGUCGCCAGCUAUAUAGACUGGAUUGAGAAAAUCGUAUACUGAGAAAAUAAGCAAAUAAUACAAAUGAUGUAACACAGCAAUUUUCCAAU
Messenger RNA from Bactrocera latifrons, 1327 nucleotides. Its product is annotated as serine protease snake-like. Gene Ontology annotation, biological process: proteolysis. The transcript has 8 exons. Gene Ontology annotation, molecular function: serine-type endopeptidase activity. Bases 222 to 1280 code for a protein of 352 amino acids. Lineage: Eukaryota; Metazoa; Arthropoda; Insecta; Diptera; Tephritidae. The record is from RefSeq and is a predicted model, not a curated record.